ACUUCCACUGAGGCAGCCGGGAGAAAUCACCAGCCAGGAUUUGCUCCUCUCUCUCUCCCUCUCUCUCUGACUUCAAUUCAGCUCCUCCCCCGUGUGGUUGUGGCUUUGCCUUCCAUCACAAGCCUGAUCAGCAACGCCAGUCUUGGGGAAGGGGAAAAAAAAAAAAAGAAAAGAAAAAGAGGGGGGAAAGAGAAAAAACGGAAAAAGUGCAAAAGAAGGAAAAGAAAACAAGAGGGGAAAAACAGAGGGGAAGAAAGCAAUCUCCUCUAUCCCCCGGCUGCAUCCUGCACAGCAGAGUCUGAAACUUUACGGAGUUCUCGCCGUGUUUACCCCGCGGCGGGUGAACCGGCAGCGCCCGGCUCCCUCGCUCCUGCUCUCUCCUUCUUGCACUUUCUCCCUCGCAGUCAUCAGCAGUCGGCAGCGAUGGAAAAAGUUGCUGGCUGGUACCCAGCCUGGCACGUUGCUCUUCUGUACUGGACAUGGCUUUUCCUCUUCACUUUUGGCUUUACCGGCGCAGAAAUAACUUGCAGAUCCUGCCGUUCCCAGGUGCAUCCGCAGCAGCAGCCGCAGCAGGGAUUACUGAUGCAUUUGAGGACCGACAGAGGAGAGAAAGAGCAGAGGAGGUUCUUCGGGGAGAAGGUUGGUGAGAGAGAGCAAGAGGCCGGGACGGAGGAUGCCCGGCUGCGAGCGACCCUCGCCGCUGCUCCCGCGGGGACGAAAUCCAGCGGCUGGGAGACCCGGCGAGCGACGAGGGAGAAGGAGAAAGUGGCCGGGGAGCGUCGUCCCCGAGCGGCGGCGGCUCCGGCCGAGGAGCGACCCCGCGGUGCCCAGGCUCCCUGGCCGGCGGGCGGGCGGCCCGGCUCGGUGCGGCGGAGGGGCCGCAGCCCGCGGGGCUCCGCGGGGCCGGGGCCGGGGCCGGGCGGUGCCGCGGGGCGGGAGCCGGGGGACGGCGGCGCCGCCCGCUUCGGGCUGGAGGAGCUGCGGCUGGGCAGCACCACCUUCGCCCUGGCCGGGGACUCGGCGCACAACCAGGCCAUGGUGCACUGGUCCGGGCACAACAGCAGCGUGAUUCUAAUUCUGACAAAGCUGUAUGACUACAACCUGGGAAGCAUCACAGAGAGCUCUCUUUGGAGGUCAACAGAUUAUGGGACAACAUACGAGAAACUGAAUGAUAAAGUUGGUCUGAAGACUAUUUUGAGCUACCUGUACGUUUGCCCAACAAACAAACGUAAGAUUAUGCUGCUGACUGAUCCAGAAGUUGAAAGCAGCUUAUUAAUCAGUUCUGACGAAGGAGCCACCUAUCAAAAAUAUCGUCUGAACUUCUACAUCCACAGUCUGCUCUUCCACCCUAAGCAGGAAGAUUGGAUCUUAGCCUACAGCCAAGAUCAGAAGUUAUUCAGUUCAGUGGAGUUUGGCAGAAGAUGGCUGCUUCUUCAUGAGGGAGUUGCACCAAACAGGUUCUACUGGUCUAUGAUGGGGAAUGGUAGAGAGCCUGAUCUCGUGCACCUGGAGGCAAAGACAGUGGAUGGUCAUGCCCAAUACAUCACCUGCAAGAUGCAGAACUGCAGCGAAGCCACUCGCAGCAAACCCUUUCCAGGCUAUAUCGACCAUAACUCCCUGAUCGUCCAGGGUGAUUAUGUCUUUGUUCAGCUGACAUCAGGAGGAAGACCACAUUAUUACGUUUCUUAUAGGAGGAACACAUUUGCACAGAUGAAGCUGCCAAAGUACUCCUUACCCAAGGACAUGCAUGUUAUCAGCACAGAUGAGAAUCAGGUGUUUGCAGCUGUACAAGAGUGGAACCAGAACGACACGUACAAUCUGUACAUCUCCGACACCCGAGGGAUCUACUUCACCCUGGCCUUAGAAAAUGUCAAGAGUAGUCAAGGGCUGGAGGGGAAUGUGAUGAUUGACCUCUAUGAGGUAGCAGGGAUAAAGGGAAUGUUCUUGGCUAACAAGAAGAUUGACAACCAAGUGAAAACUUUCAUCACCUACAAUAAAGGGAGAGACUGGAGUUUGUUGCAGGCUCCGCACACGGAUCUGAGAGGAAAUCCCAUUCACUGUCUCCUACCCUAUUGCUCCCUUCAUCUUCACUUGAAGGUCUCAGACAACCCCUACACCUCAGGAAACAUCGCCAGCCGAGACACUGCCCCCAGUAUUAUUGUAGCUUCAGGUAAUAUAGGCACUGAACUAUCAGACAAUGACAUCAGCAUGUUUGUUACUUCUGAUGCUGGGAACACUUGGAGGCAGAUCUUUGAGGAAGAGCACAGUGUUCUAUACCUGGAUCAAGGUGGAGUACUUGUCGCAAUGAAACACACAUCUCUGCCUAUCAGACACCUCUGGUUAAGUUUUGAUGAAGGGAGAUCUUGGAGCAAGUACAGUUUCACAUCCCUCCCACUAUUUGUAGAUGGAGUUUUAGGGGAACCUGGAGAAGAAACUCUCAUCAUGACUGUGUUUGGACAUUUCAGCCACCGCUCAGAGUGGCAGCUGGUGAAAAUAGACUACAAGUCCAUUUUUGAUCGGAGAUGUGCAGAAGAGGACUACAGGCCUUGGCAACUCCAUAGCCAGGGAGAAGCUUGCAUCAUGGGAGCAAAAAGGAUCUACAGGAAGCGCAAGUCAGAGAAGAAAUGCAUGCAAGGGAAAUAUGCUGGGGGUAUGACCUCGGAGCCAUGUGUGUGCACAGAGGCUGACUUUGACUGCGAUUAUGGAUAUGAACGCCACAGCAAUGGCCAGUGCUUACCAGCAUUUUGGUAUAACCCAUCUUCCCUGUCGAAGGACUGUAGCCUUGGACAGAGUUAUCUCAACAGCACUGGGUACCGGAAGGUUGUUUCCAAUAACUGCACGGACGGUGUGCGGGAACGGUACACAGCAAAGCCACAGCAGUGCCCUGGCAAACCCCCCCAGGGCCUCCGCAUAAUCACGGCUGACGGCAGACUGACAGCUGAGCAGGGACACAAUGUCACUUUCCUGGUGCAGCUGGAAGAGGGAGAUCUCCAGAGAUCCCUCAUUCAAGUGGAUUUUGGAGACGGCAUUGCUGUGUCAUAUGCCAAUCUCAGCUCAACAGAAGACGGGAUCAGGCACAUCUACCAGAACGUGGGCAUAUUCCGAGUGACUGUGCUAGUGGAAAACAGCCUGGGUUCUGACAACGCUGUCCUCUACCUGCACGUGACGUGCCCCUUGGAACACGUUCACUUAUCUCUGCCCUUUGUCACCACGAAGAACAAGGAGAUCAACGCCACAGCAGUACUGUGGCCAAGCCAAGUGGGAACACUUACUUAUGUCUGGUGGUUUGGAAACAACACAGAGCCACUGAUCACAUUGGAAGGGAGCAUCACGUUCACAUUUUCUGUGGAAGGCAUGAACACCAUCACUGUUCAGGUCUCAGCAGGAAACACCAUUCUUCAGGACACAAAGACUGUUGCAGUGUAUGAGAAAUUUCAGUCCCUGAGGUUAUCAUUCUCUCCGAACCUUGAUGACCAUAACCCAGAUAUCCCAGAAUGGAGAAGGGACGUCAGCAGAGUAGUCAAGAGAGCUCUGGUGGAGGUGACAGGUAUUUCAAGCAAGCAUGUUCUGGUCGCAGUGCUCCCUGGUCUGCCCACAUCUGCUGAACUCUUCAUUUUACCAUAUCAAGAUGCCACAGGAGAAAAAAAAAGAACAGCAGCAGACCUGGAGCAGAUUUCCGAAUCACUGAUCCAGAAACUGAACCAAAAUCUGGUCCAUUUUGAGUUGAAGCCAGGAGUUCGAAUCCUUGUCCAUGCUGCCCAUUUAACAGCAGCUCCCCUAGUGGACCUCACUCCCAGUCACAGUGGUUCAGCUAUGCUGAUGCUCCUCUCCGUCGUUUUUGUGGGACUAGCUGUGUUUGUAAUCUACAAGUUCAAAAGGAAGAUUCCUGGCCUUAAUAUAUAUGCACAGAUGCAGAAUGAAAAAGAUCAAGAGAUGGUCAGUCCAGUCAGUCAGAGGGAAAGCAUACCUAAUGUCCCUCAAAGUGAGCUGAUGAGCCAUGAGCAACUAGUAGAUGAGAAGUUGGAAGUCCACCCCAUAGAGCAACCUCAGGCCACAGUCCAGAGCCCAAGGAAAGGAAAUGCAGCCAAGGUAGUCUGGACAGAAGACUUCCAAAAAGCUUGUGGAUCACCAAGAGGUUUCAAGCCAAGACCGGGAGUGGAAGUAUUUCCACAGCUGCUGAGUCCCAGAGCACAAAAGAAAUCCCUACCUAUGUAAAUGGUUGAAUUGAGGACACCAAUAUCUGUAUCUAAAAAAGGAGGAGAGCUCACUACAUUUGGACUUUUUAAUUCUUCAGAUGACAAAGGGUUUUUAGCUUUAAGCCUGUGCAUGUGGACAUUAUACUGAGAUCAUAGUGGAACUGCAUUGUACAGGUGUUCAAUUUUAGUGGGGGGUGGGGGGAGAGGAACUGGUACCACUAUUCACUCCUGCGGCCCUUCCCCUCACCCUUUCACUCUUUUUCUGAUCUGUCUCUAAUUUGUAGAAAAUUCAUAAUGAUAUAGGCCAAGAAUAUGCAUGGGGGUCUCUUCUUUAGGGAGAUGGGUGGGCUGGGAUGUGGGGGGAGAAGGGCUGGGAAAGUGGGAGGGAGUGUUUAGGGUUCUUGGCUUUAGAUUUAACUGCUCUUUUAGCACUUUGGGCUGCGGGAGGGUUAGCCACCCCAGCAGACUUUCAUAGGACACACACAAAAAAAUCGCACUGGAGUUUAAAGGCACUGAAAAUAUUCUUGGUCAGUCUGGUUUUGUCUUUGUUUGGACUCUGCCCUUCGUUCCUCUAGCUGCAGCUGCUGCCUGUGCCCUACGGCUGCGAGGAGGCUGAGUGUGGAUGAUCCCACCCACAAGGCCAAGCUCUUUCUUACACAGCUUUCUUAGCCUACUCACACCAAGGCAUCCCACUGAUAGCACCAUGGGAAGAUAACUUUGCCUCCUAACCUUGAAGAGAACAAGCAUGCAUUGCAGGCAGGGAGGGAGGUCUGUCCAUACUGCAGUUGCAGGUUAUUGCCAGCAAGAACUUACAUUGUACUUUGUACCAGCCUUACACCUUCAAUUUUGGCUAAGGCAAAGCCCUAGCAACACCGCCAGCUCCACGUGGUGCUGAUGGCUGAAUUUGUCUGGGAAGUUCCAGGAGAUCUCUACAUUUUUGGAGCCACCCAAAGGCCUGUCAGUUUUUUGAAAGACACCAUGUUCAUAGAACAGGGAGCAGGGAAAGGUCUGUGCACAGUUUCCUAUGGCCAUCUUUGCAUCCCCAGUCGCUGACAAACUCCUGCCACUCUGGGCAGAGGAGAGAGAAUUUGGCCUGAGAUUGUUACCAUGCGUUUUGAGCCUCAGCACCACAGGACCACUCCUACAUAAGAUUUGAUUUCUUACCAAUAACUUAAGCUGGUGUCUUACACUGCAACUAGAAAUGAGGCUUUAGGACAUGUUCACGUAGACUAUGCCAGGGAAUAGUGGGAAAGCAGGAUUAGCAUACCUCGAACAAGUCCUCCAAAGACACUGGAUAUCUGGCUGAAGCCUAACCUGUGGUCAUUACAACUGUUGAUUUCCAACCCAACUCAGGUUUUUACCUAUCACCAGGAUUUUGCUUUGAAGUGUAAAUAGAGAAAGAUGUAACUAGUGUACACUUGCUUAACUAUAUUAGGUGAAGGCAAAUAGAGGCCAGUUCAUAAUCAGUGUGGCGCAAUUAGGAGGCACCCUGAUUCCUGGCAUGGGUGUGUUUUGUUCAGUAGACCUUGUACAUGGCAACAGGAGAAAGCAGCAUUGUCAGUGUGGCCCAGAUUCCCGGAGCAGGGUUUGUGGGUGGUGGUGGGUUUGAAUUUCUCUGUCUCAAACUGGGCACAAACCUAAAUCAACCUUCUUGCUGGCAAAUGAAAAUGAUACCAAGAACUUUAGACCCCUAGUAGUUAAUCACAGUAUAGAGUCCUCUGCCUCUUUCUGUAGUUUCUCUGAAGACAAGUAGAAACACAGCAGUUUGUAUGGCUUUGCUAUUGUCUUUGCAACUACAGCUUUAAGAAAGAUGGGAAGGUUUUGGCUGCAACUGUAUAAUAGUCCCCACUGAAGUCCAACAUUAGCCAACUUAUUUUUAUAGUAAGCCGAUCAAAAAGUUUUCUUAUAGUGUUGGAACUAUUUCUAAUUUUAAAAUUACUUUUUUUGAUGUACUUUUUCAUCUUCUUUUUCCCUUUCGUUAAAUACGAUGUAGCGUAAUGUAUAAUUGCUAUUGUUUAUUGCUUUUACAGUCAUAUUUAUUAAACAGAUUAUGUCUCUAAAUGAAGGCCCAUGUUUUUGUUGCUCAUUUUAACUCUCUGUUUCUGACUGGGAUCACUAACAAUAUUAAAACAGUAGGAAGUGGAUUACUUCAAAAAAAAAGGAGUGUCCAGUAGAAAUGGGAGAGGGUGGUGAUAAGUGUCCUCCUGAAAAUAUAGUUCCUGGAAGCAAGAUGCCAAUAUGAAAGUAACUUUCUCAGUCCUCAAAGUGCUUUAUAAAGUGAAGCUUGGUCCUGUUAUCUCCAUUUUAUAAAUAGGGAAGCUGGUGGGGGGCUGAGGUGCAAUGCUGUUUUUCUGGUUCCCAAACAAGGAAUGGUAGAGCUCUGAGCAGUUCCCUGGAACUCCAGCUAAGUUCCCUGGUUAUCCUUCUUCAUACACAGUCUCUGUUAAAGGUUCCUUUAAAAUAUCUUUUUUUGAUAAACUUUUGCCAGAACUGAUGAAGGAAGGUCUGAAUUAGUAGCAUUACUGAUUAAUUUACAUGUGAAUAAAAUAGGGCUUAGGCAGUUUCUGUCAACUUGCUAUAUGGCAGUGGAUGCAUGUUGCUGAGGAAAAAAAGAAGGAAGCUUCUCUGCUUUACAAGUCAGGAUGCAACCACCAGAUCAUUCUACCUCUUGUAACUGGAUCCUGGUUCAGUUCUCCAGUUUUGUUGUACCUCAGCAUAAGAAUUUAUAUAUGCACAUAAAUAGUCAGGUAUCUGGGGCUCAAGUGUCUUUAACAACCAGGACUGUGGUGUGACAUAUUACAAGUCCAGGAAUAAUGAGUUUGCUCAUUGGAGGAGUGUGUAGUUUUCACUCCAGGCAAAUCCCAGUGUAAUUAAAAUUACUGGCCUAGAAUGUUCUAGUGGGUACUGCAACCUUCUCAAUCCAGGCUGGAAUGGCCACAGUGCAAGUGACUCAGUGCUGUGUGUAUAGGCAAAAUCUGCUUUAAUAGUUAAAGUGCCCACCUGAAUUAGCAGGCAUCUGUUCUGACCAUAAGCAGUAAGUCUGGUUUUGGCAAGCAUCUCUCUAAAGCAUUUUCAGAUCAUUCUCUUCAGCUUGUUGUGUGUUCUGAGGCAGAAACUGAUUGUUAUUUGUGAUUGUUGUUUUCUGGUUUGUAUAACAACAGAGCAAUUCACUGCUAAUGGCUGAACACCGAGAUAAUAAACAAAGAAUAUACCAAAUACUUAAAAAUCCAAUAUGAAUUUUCUCUUGAGAGAACAAAAAAAAGUUCAUCAUCCUUUGACAGAAAGAGCAGAGAGUUAAAAUAUGGUUAAAAAUUCGAAUAAAGUAUUUUCCUAAUUUGAUGUUGAUUCUCUACCAUCAUCCUAAUUACUGUAAAACAGACAUACAGAUGACCAGACAUUGGCUUCAGAGGGACUUAUACUUCUGCACGUAGCAGUACAUUGGGGCUAAGAUGCUGGAUUGCUUUUCAUGAAAAUCAGUAGUUGUUAGUGUUCAAAUACUGGGCAUCAAACAAUAGCUUGUUCUUAAUAUGUGGCUGUGUUUAAUUGCCUAAGCUUUUGAUGGAAAGUAAGACUCUUGAAGUACUUGCUGAAAUACUUAUGCAAAUGAAGCAGGAAUUUCCAGUGACCCUAAAUGAACCCUGUCUUGGUCCUGUCGACUUCUGCUGAGAAUUUCUGACAAUUGCAUUUAGUCUGGUACCUAGAGCUGAUAACAAGGGAUUAGUAUUUUAUCUGUGUGCUGUCACCUCUCAUUGAAUGCAUGAGAAGUUUCCAUGUCACAUUAUAUCUCUAGGUACAUUCAGUGUUUUAAACAUUACCCCUGAUUGCAGAGCUCCCAUGUUCUUGAUGUUAAAAAAGAAAACUUUAUUUUCCUUCAGUUAAUGAGAUGCUGUCCCUGCAUUUCUCCAUGAAACAGAAUCAUAAAGCAUAUGAAUAAAUAAUACUUGAGCUAAAACAGA
Molecule: messenger RNA, 8152 nt
Organism: Myiozetetes cayanensis
Lineage: Eukaryota; Metazoa; Chordata; Aves; Passeriformes; Tyrannidae
Gene: SORCS1
Product: sortilin related VPS10 domain containing receptor 1
Exons: 28
Coding region: 424-4215 (1263 amino acids)
Biological process (GO): post-Golgi vesicle-mediated transport
Cellular component (GO): membrane; Golgi apparatus
Molecular function (GO): protein binding
Source: RefSeq, a predicted model, not a curated record